Molecule: messenger RNA, 861 nt
Organism: Parnassius mnemosyne (clouded apollo)
Lineage: Eukaryota; Metazoa; Arthropoda; Insecta; Lepidoptera; Papilionidae
Source: the annotation of a GenBank genome assembly
AUGAAACUCUUCCUGGUUGCUCUGUCCUGCUUGGUGUCGUUGGUUUUGGCGAAGGAACCGAUCCUGUUGCACUACCACGAGAAUGUGGGCAUCUCCUUGGCCGAGCGCAUCAGGCAGUCGGAGCUGGCCGCCGAUUUCGACGGCUCCAGGAUAGUGGGAGGCUCAGCGGCCUCUUUAGGAGCCUACCCUCAUUUGGGUGGGCUGGUGAUCACCUUAACCUCCGGCCAAACAUCCGUGUGCGGCUCGUCCCUCUUGAGCAACACCCGCUUGUUAACGGCAGGCCACUGCUGGUUCGACGGUCGCAACCAGGCUCGUGAGUUCACCGUCGUGCUGGGCUCCACGCGCCUCUUCUCCGGCGGCACCAGGGUCAGAACCAGCGACGUGCAGACCCACUCCAACUACAACACCAACACUCUCAACAACGACCUCGCCAUCAUCAAGACUCAAUGGAUCAACUUUAACAACAACAUCCGCCCCAUCAACCUGCCCUCCGGCUCCUUGUUGAACAACAACUUCGUGGGCGCCUGGGCACAGGCCGCCGGCUUCGGAAGAACCAGCGACUCCACCGGCAUCUCCAACAACCAGUUCCAGAGCCACGUGAACCUGCAGGUGAUCACCAACUCGGAGUGCCGGCGGUCGUUCGGGCCCACCAUCGUGUCCUCCACCCUCUGCACGAGCGGCGCCGGGGGCCAGAGCACGUGCGGCGGGGACUCCGGCGGCCCGCUCUCCAUCAACAACGGUGGCAACACUGUUCUCAUUGGAGUGGUGUCCUUCGGUUCAGCCCGCGGCUGCCAGCUGGGCUACCCCGCCGGAUUCGCCAGAGUGACCUCCUUCGUCUCCUGGAUCCAGGCCCGUCUGUAG